Messenger RNA from Penicillium taxi, 1353 nucleotides. RefSeq lists its product as uncharacterized. The transcript has 4 exons. Lineage: Eukaryota; Fungi; Ascomycota; Eurotiomycetes; Eurotiales; Aspergillaceae. The record is from RefSeq and is a predicted model, not a curated record. Bases 1 to 1353 code for a protein of 450 amino acids.
AUGGGGUUCAGCACUUCUUGCAAGGAUAUUUCACUGCGAAAAAUCACCCGAACAGGCCAAAGCAACAUCACCAAUCUGUGCGCUUACUGUAGAGGCAACGAUGGACAAUAUUACUACAGUGAAAUCACCCUGGACUGGCAUCUUGGCGUUGACAACAAUGGCGGCGACACGCCUCGAAUCUUGAUGGACGGGAGAAAUUUGACUAGCUAUAUGUUGAGUGAUAUACGCCUAGAUGCCGGGGGAUCAGUGUUGAUUUGCACAACACUCCCAGCUCGCUAUUUUGGGUAUAGUUCGGCUGAUGAGUUCUCGCUGUGUUUGGACAUAUGCUUCCAUAAUAACAACGGAAAAUUGGUCUUUGAGGUUCCGCCGAAAAAUGUUGUUUCGAGAGUAUCCCGACUCAAAGUCAAUUCAUGGGGUCAGCUUAGUGGCUAUGCUCUCAAUAUUUACGGCAAAAUCCGAUAUACAACAAUAAAUCUGGGUGACCAUCUUGCCAAUAAUCAGGGCUCAAUCGAGAGAAAGCGCGACGGCCACUUUGAAAGGUCGGCUCAUAAUAUUCGUCUUGAUUGGCGAUGGGCUUUGUGCGCCGAUUUGGAUCGAUAUCCAGGCGAUACAAACCCAGGUUCUAUUUAUUGUUAUCAGUUGCUCGAUAACUGGAUGAGUAUUGAUGAUGAAGGAAACUUGAUCAUGGAAGAUCCUGCUGGCACAUGGGAUUUACGUGGACCUUUUUUCAGGCUUCUUGAAGAUAUUCCAGUUCUUGGAUAUGUCGUUGCAGGUAUUGAUGAGAUUGAGGGUGAUCAUGAUGAGGCUAUGCGUGCUGUGGCAGAGUGCACAUAUGCUACCAUUAUCUUGGCUGCCUCGAUGGUGGGAGGCGUCCUUCUAGGACCCGUAGGUGCUGCAGUCGCAUCAGCAGUGGCAGGAUAUGCUGGGAUGUAUGCUAAAGCCGCUAUUGGUCGAUGUAUAUCUAACCCAGACAUGCGUAACGAGGUCACAGCAAUCACUGUCUACCGCGUCCUUAUGGCAGAACUCUUCCUCAUUGCCGGGUCGGGUAUUGGUGAAUUUUCUGGAGCUUUCAGUGACCUCCUAGUAGAAGAGCUUAUGGCGGAAGGAUUUGACGACCUGGUAGCUACCAUGGCGGGGAUGAUGGGGAAAAAAGGGUUGAAGACAAUGACCAAGGCAGACAUGAAAAUGUAUGACUCUUCCACUGCUCUGUUUGAUAUUAGUACUGACGUGCGCCUCAUUUGCAGGAUUAUUGAAAAUUUGAUGGACGCUAUUCGGAAUGGAAAGUCGGAGGAUGAAGUCAAACAUAUGUUUAACGAUUUUGACAAUGAUGGUGUGGAUCUUUUGAACGCCUGA